Molecule: messenger RNA, 4028 nt
Organism: Owenia fusiformis
Lineage: Eukaryota; Metazoa; Annelida; Polychaeta; Sabellida; Oweniidae
Source: the annotation of a GenBank genome assembly
GUUUCUCCAAACAUCCUUGAAUCUACAUCCAGUUACCAAGGCUAUGACCUCGAGUUCAACCGAGUGGACUUAAUUUCUCCCACAAUGCAACUGCCCAGCGAUCCAAAAUGUCGGAUGUAAACAUUUAGAAAUUGUAGCCUUUCCAGUCUGUUUCAUGGCUCUUCCAGGAUGGUUACAUAGAAAUUAAUGAUGUAUGAAAGAUGCCUACACAUACAAGGACAGUGGGGCCUCGGAAUCUGAGCACAAAACUGCCAGACAUACGAUAUAACUCAACAUCACCUCGAGCAACUCCACUACAUCCCACAAGGAACGCAUACCAGCAAUCACAUUUUAACAAUCAGCAAACAAUCAAGAAAAUUCGUGAAUGGUUUGAUACCUGGACACCAUGGCAGCAAAGGUUGAUUAUUUGUGGUCUAACAGACAGGUGUACCACAAGCCAGUUAGAAUCACUUGCUACAACCUUAGAGCCCAUAUUCCACAGGGAUUACCACACAGCACUCAGGAAGAGAUCUUACCCCACAUCUCCAUUCAAAACUCUACAUAAACGAGAACAGUUCAGGAACACUCUCAGCAGAUUAAAAAGUAGAAGUGACCAUUCAAGAGGAUCUCACAAAGGUCUGAAAACUGCGAAAGAAGAUCAGGAAGAUGACCUGUUAGACACAGAUCGACCAUUUUCCAAGGAUAGUUUGAAAACAUAUUCUAAAAUCUCUGAAGGAGAUAUCGAGGAUGCAACAAGUUCAGCAUUUGAAUUUAAUGAAAGCAUUAAGACACCAAGUAUUAAGGAGCCUGAUGUAACCCAUGAACCAGAUAUUGACUUAGAGGAUGCAUAUAACAAUUUUAAAGAGAUAAGUAAUACAUCCCUGAAAAAGGAGAAAAGUUUGGACAUGGUGUUUGGAAUGAAAGCAGAACUAGAUGGAAAUCAAAACACAAGUCAAAAUCAAACUCCUGAUAAAACAGAAAAGUCCAUAACAAAUGUAAGCUUGCCUGAAACUGCUGCCUCAAAUGAGCCAUCCGUACUUGCCAAUGAUAAGAAACUAGACAUUACCAAUGAGAAUGAUAUUACUGAUUCUACUAAUGCCAAUGUAGAAAACAGCAAUGCCAACACAGAUUUGAAUAAGCCAGAUACCAAGCAACAUGAUACCAUUUCAGACCUUAAUGAUGAGAAAACCAUUGAAUCUGUAAAUUCAGUGGAUACUAGUACUAAGCUAGAAAGAGUUGUACAUGAAGUUGUUAACACCUCUAUAGAUACAGCUAUUCAAAACUUAGAAUCAAUUAACUUUUUUGCCGAUGACUCUGAAAUUAAAGCAUCAGGGACAACAGAUCAUGACACUACAAGUGCAAAAGGAAUACUGAAAAAGUCUACAAGAAAAUACCCCCUACGUCCUAUUACAGAGCUUAGUUAUAAUCUAGGGGGCACAGAAAGUGAGAGUGUUGCUGUGUAUAGUCCACGUUUUAGCCCCACCCCUGGGGUUCACAGACACAGGUCCACUCUUGGGUCAACAGGAUUAAAUGCAAGUGAUUUCUUUCUCAAAGAUAAACAGGAUAAGUUUGGUCCAAUGCAGAGAGAAUGCAGACAUGGGAGCCAUUCUCCUGAAUCCCAAGAGUUCCAAGUGCCAAUACAACGUCUCUAUAAGAACAGUAAAUGGUGGACAGAAAGUGAUGACCGAGUUCUCUCCAAGCCUAGAACGGGAAAACUAAAAACCCAGUUUAAGGCACAGAUUAAGUUUCUGUGGGAGAUAAUGUCAAGCUGGGAGAGUCAUGACAAGAUCUUGCUAUUAGUUGAGAUAAUUAAACUUUGUGACAUGGAACUACUUGGCUAUGCGGCACAGUGUCUUCAACAGAGAUUGGAAGACAUGUCAGACAUCAAUAGGCUCCCAGACAAGUUAUUACUGUACACAUUCUCAUUUCUCUCUGGGGAUGACAUAGAAAUAACCUCACAGGUUUGCAGACGUUGGAAAUAUCUUUGUAACAAGGACUCACUCUGGAUGUACAAGUGCCACCAAGUGGGGACACGUGAGGGAAUACCAAAUGUCAUAGAGGUCAUGCAGAAGGCAAGUGGGGCGGGGCAAAGCAUUGAUUGGCAGCUCGCAUACUGGGAGCUUGAAGAGAUUGUGGAGGAGGUGAAGAAAUCUAUAGCCAAGCCUGAAAAAGUUGCAUGGGAAGAGAAGACUCCAACAGGAAUGUUAAGGCUUGGAGGUAGAUUUGUGCCAAAACCAACAAAGAAAGAUGCAUUAGAUGUAGGAAUGGAUAUAGAUAAUGUUGAUGAGCUUGGGAGUACAUCUCCAAGAAGUAAACAUACAGAUUCAAACAAGAGAUCUGAAUCUAGUUCUCCAAAGCAUGCGAAAUUAAAAUGGGCGAAAGUGGCUGUUCGUAUCAAGCCAGUGGUCAGGAUUAAAAGGAAGGAUUGGAGAAAAGACGAUGAUGACAGUGACACUAGCAGUAUAUCAGAGGAUCUCAGCAUAUACUCCCCAAAUCAUGGAGAGAGAGAAGAUGGUGUUAAGUCUGAUGUGACUAAGGUGGGCAGAAGAAACAAACAGACCCUGUACAGUUACAUGAAGAAGGUGAUCGCAGCCAAGAAAAAGAAAAGUUCCAAUACAGAUUCACAGCCAGAAUUUCCUCUGUUGGAGAAUAAAGACAAGUACUUGAAACGUGCGACAAAGAAGAAGAUUGAUGUGGACCAAGAGGUUGCUUUAGACAUACGUCCUGAAUUGUGUCAAGCUAAAGAUAUAUUAAAACAGUAUUAUGGUAAAAUAAUUGGCAAGGCCAGUGUACAGGAAUUACAAGGAUUAACUGGCAAUGUUCGUACUCUGAAACGAUGUCGAAGAUUACAGGGUCAUAUGGACUCAGUUCUUUGCCUGAACUUUGACAAAAAACGUCUCAUCACUGGUUCAAUGGACCGCAGUAUACGAGUAUGGGACAUCCGCAGUGGGCGCAGCAUCCAUAAACUAUACGGCCAUAAGGGUGGGGUCAGGUGCCUGCAGUUUGAGGGAGAAAUGCUUGUGUCUGGCUCCUGGGAUAUGAUGGUAAUGGUGUGGGAGCUGGUUAGAUUUGAACGUAUUGCUGUGCUGCAUGGCCACAAGGGUGCAGUGACCUGUCUGAAAUAUGUGGAUAAAGUACUAGUGACAGGUUCUCAUGAUAAAACAGUGAGGGUGUGGUCACUGCAUAGUUACACAAGCAUGAGCGUCAUAGAACCUGGACACACAUCUGCUAUAACUUGUCUAGAGUUUGAUGGCACUAAAGUUAUAACAGGAUCCAAUGAUGGGAGUGUAAGAAUCAGUGAUGUCAGCACAUCAGAAUGUACAGCUGUCCUGUAUGGAUCUGAACCAUUCCUCUCCUUAGCUGUUGAGCAGAACCUGAUAUUAGCAGGCAACACUGAAGGCCAUGUGUACUUCUUUGACCAGAACACAAUGAAUACUAUGGCUGCCUUUGUGGCCCAUGAGAAACCCAUCAAUGCUAUAACAUUCAGGAAAGGAAAAUUCUUCACGGCAUCUAGUGAUACAGUGAUUAAAGAAUGGAAUCUGAUGACGAUGAUGUGUGUGAGAGAGUUGCAUGGCCACAAGGGGCCUGUCAAUGAUAUUAAGGUGGAUAAGGAAAAGUUUGUUAGCUGCAGCAAUGAUGGAAACAUUAGAAUCUUUGAGUUAACUAUGCCUUGGGUCAACAUUCUUGAGAGAGCCUAUGAUGACAGCAUACCUUCACAUGUUGUUUAUAAGCAAAAAUAAGAAACAAUUCUGAGACAAUUUAGUCCUUAGACUAUAACGCUUAUGAAUACUUGGACGUUAAAGCCUUCAAAUUAUCAUUAAACAUUAAAGUUUAGGGUGAAAAAAGGCCUACUUAGGUUAAUAUCAAGUGGGCUAUUCUUAAACAAUAAAACCUGUCAUGAAAGGCCUAAACAGGUCACUAUCAAGUGGUUUAUUCUUAAAUAUAGCCUAUCAUGACAGACCUGAUCAGGUCACUAUUAAACAGCCAAUCCUUUAUAACAAACACAAUAAAUAAUGAACUUUUAACCAUUAACAAAACAUAUUUAAAAA